GCUGCGUUCCUAAAACCCCUCUCUCGUUCUCUCUUUUUCUUUGCUUCGCGCCGCUGCCGGUCGCCAAAACAGGACCAUGGGCCCAUCGAAUAUCCGAGAUUUAUUAACAACCUUUAGCCCUUCUUUGGACUUCUUUGCUAUCAGUUCUGGAGAUGGACGAAUUAAGAUUUGGGAUACUUUGAAGGGUCAGGUUCAGACUGAAUUUGCAGACAUCAUAUCAACAGACACAACUAAUUUAUGCAGCAAACCUGAAAGAGGGCACCUUUCAGUUGAUUAUACUUGCUUGAAGUGGUUGUCUCUGGACAGCAAGAAAAAAAGGAAGCUUCGAUGUUCAUUAUUAGUGCUAGGAACAGGCAGCGGUGAUGUUUUAGCACUUGAUGUAUCUGCUGGUGAGUUGAAGUGGAGAAUUGGUGACUGCCAUCCUGGGGGUGUUAGCGCUAUUUCAUGUUCUACUGAUGGUUCAUGCAUUUAUGCUGCUGGAGCUGAUGGGAUGAUUUCCAAAAUCGAUUCCAGUGUAGGAAACCUAUUGGGGAAGUUUAGAGCUUCUACAAAGGCAAUAUCAUCCAUGUCUGUUUCGUCAGAUGGGAAGGUAUUGGCAACUGCAGCUGCUCAAUUAAAGAUCUUCAAUUCUUCUGAUCACAAGAAGAUACAGAAGUUUUCUGGUCAUCCUGGAGCUGUUCGCUGUAUGAUCUUUACUGAUGAUGGGGAGUACAUCCUAUCAUCUGCUAUUGGUGAGAGAUAUAUUGCUGUUUGGAGAAUUGAUGGUAGCAAAAAACAGUCAGCCAGCUGUGUUCUUGCAAUGGAGCACCCUGCUGUCUUCCUAGAUAGCAGGUGCAUUGACAAUGGGGAUACAGAUAAGUCAGGCUUAUAUGUCUUGGCUAUUUCUGAAAUUGGUGUUUGUUAUUUUUGGUAUGCAAAGAAUAUGGAGGACUUACGUAAUACAAAGCCCACAAAAGUUUCAGUAUCUCUUGAAGACAACUUCUCUAAGAAUCACAAGGGCUUGCCUACAAUAUUUGCUGCGAAAUUACAAGGUGUUGUCAAACCUGCAUCAGGUGAUGUGUUUGUUGCCUAUGGUUCACUAGUAAAGCCGUCAUUUCAGAAAGUCAUAGUGCAUUCUGGCACAGACAUCAAGAUAAACAUCUCCCAGGAUGGUAUCCUUCUACCAAUGGAUCAGUCUCAUAAAUCUAAGAAAGGGCUUGGUGUGAAAGAUGGAGUUACUGCUUUAGACCGUGCAAAUGCUGAAGAAGCCUUGCUUCCAAUCCCCAAGAUUUUUUAUUUUCAUGACAAAAAUAAAAGAUAUCAAAACUCAAAUAUUGACCCCGAUGAGAUAAUGGCUGAUGAUUUGAUGAAUGUCAGGAGUCAAAAUAAGGCUGUGGAAAGCAAAGUACAUGCAGAUGACUUGGAAUCAGUUGAAGCUUCCAAUGAAACUUCUUGUUUGGAGGAGCAGCUGAGAUCAUUAGGGUUGCUUGAUAACAAAGAUGAUCUUACAUCCAAUUCAAUGCUUAAUUCUACAAAAUUUAAGGGUAUCAGUAUUGAAGAAAAUAUGCCUCCAAAGAAGAUGAGGGCAGCUGUUUCGUCUAUAAUACCUGGCGAUGCAUAUGAGUUGUUGAAAGUCUUGGUGACUAUGUGGCAAUCAAGGUCAUGCAGUGGAAACUAUGUCCUCCCAUGGAUUUAUACUAUAUUAGUGAAUCAUAGUCAACACAUAGUAUCUCUCGAACCAAUGACCCAGCUUCUUGAUUUCUUGCACCAGAGCACCAAAUCUAGAGGGACGGCUGUUCAAUCUUUAUUACAGCUAUCAGGUGGUUUGCAGCUUGUAAUGGCACAGAUUGAUAAGGCUUCCCAAAACAUAAGUCAAAUACAACAUGGUCACCAGGUGGAUGAAAGUGAAGAUGAAGAUGAAGAUGAAGAAGUUGAAGAUGUUCUUUAUGGAGAAGAAGAUGAUGAAUCCCAGAUAAGUAGUGAUAAUGAUGACUAACUGUAUCUUACUGCAGAAGGUAUUAAUUCUUUGUCAAGUCAAUAUCCCUUUGCCUUUUUUAUUACUAGGCAUGGGCUCUUGAGUCAUUAGCACUUGAAAAAUACUUGAUGGAGAUUAUCUGAAGCUGUACAAUAUUGUAAGGCCCUGUGUAGACAGGGGGAAUGAGAGGAUAGGAAUGCUAGUUGGAAUUGGGAAUCAAGGAAUUGGAAUGGGUGACUGCUGUUCCAUUACUUCCAUACUUGGAUGCAGAUGGAGUCAGGUGGAAUCAGAAUCAUUAAUGGAAAUUGCUGAAAUGUAUGGAGCUUGGCAGAAUUUUUGUCAGAUAUGCAGUUACCUGCCAAGUCAUUAAAAAACAUGGCACCCGACUACCUUUUCUGACAGUUUAAGAUUUAGCAAGUUGUAGAAUUCUUUUGGUGUUAGAGUUUUUUCUGUUGUAAAAAGAAAUAUUUAUGCAUUUGAGGUACAUUCAGAUUUUGAAUUAGUUUGAGUUAAAGAAUAGAAGUUUUCUUCUUUUAUUAC
Vitis riparia (riverbank grape) is the source of this 2494-nucleotide messenger RNA. RefSeq names its product WD repeat-containing protein 43. NCBI's taxonomy places the organism in Eukaryota, Viridiplantae, Streptophyta, Magnoliopsida, Vitales, Vitaceae. Bases 77 to 1975 code for a protein of 632 amino acids. The transcript has 13 exons. The record is from RefSeq and is a predicted model, not a curated record. Gene Ontology annotation, molecular function: protein binding.